Molecule: messenger RNA, 1635 nt
Organism: Cylindrotheca closterium
Lineage: Eukaryota; Bacillariophyta; Bacillariophyceae; Bacillariales; Bacillariaceae
Source: the annotation of a GenBank genome assembly
AUGGGAGAUGUAAACUACAUAGCAUCUGUGGUUGCGGCCUACUGGUUCAUUUCAAUCAGUAUGGUCUAUCUCAACAAGGUUCUAAUGUCCAGUGAAGGAAUUUCCAUCCCCGCGCCGCUUUUCAUUACUUGGUUCCAAUGCGUCGUUACUGCCGUGAUCUGUUGGGCGGCUGGAAAGAUUUCUGAAUCAAUGCAAAAGCGUUCCAGUCCUCUUCCCACGCAGGAAACGGAUAGCAAAGUGCAUCAAAGUUCAUUCUUUUCGCAGUUCCCAAAAGCAGAGUACCGAAGUGCGAUCGGCAAGAAGAUCUUCCCUCUUAGUGUCGUUUUUGUGGGAAUGAUCACUUUCAACAAUCUGUGCCUCAAAUGGGUUGAAGUUUCGUUCUAUAAUGUUGCUCGGUCUUUAACAAUCGUUUUCAACGUGGUCCUUUCGAGAGUUGUGCUGGGAAGCCCAACAUCCCCGAAAACAAUGGCCUGCCUUGGUAUUGUCAUUGUUGGUUUCUUUCUUGGUGCAAGCGGAGAGGCUAAUUUCAGUUACAAGGGAACAAUCGCUGGGAUAUGUAGUUCGCUCUUCGUAUCUCUCAAUUCCAUUUUCACGAAGAAGGUUCUUCCUGCUGUUGACAACGACCACUGGAAGCUCACAUUUUACAACAAUGUAAACGCCGUUGUUCUCUUCCUUCCUUUGAUGGCAUGUUUUGAAGCUGAAGCGCUUCUUGCAGCAAUAGGUACUCAGUUCCUUAGCCCUGUUUUCUGGGGAGCGAUGAUGGUUGCUGGCUGCUUCGGUUUCAGCAUUGGUAUCGUUACAGUCCUUCAAAUCAAGGCGACCAGUCCUUUGUCCCACAAUAUCAGUGGAACAGCAAAGGCUGCUGUGCAAUCAAUGAUGGCAUUUUACAUCUGGAAGAACCCUGCAACUGUUAUGGGUGUUUCAGAGGUUACAUUUACCGAGUUCAUCAUGCCAAUUCUUUAUGCCCUCAUAUCUAGAGAAAAGACAGUUCUAGCGGAGCAUGCAGCGACUUCAACAACCGGCAAUUUUCCAACGGUAACCCGUGUUCUACUUGAAAAGAUCCCAAAAACAGACGGGAAAAUGACUUAUGUUUAUGACGACUACGUGUUUCACUACGAAAAGCAAGCAGGAAUAUGCUACCUUUGCAUGUCGGACGAGAAAAACAAGCAUAGGAUUCCAUUUGCUUUCCUAGAAGAUAUUAAAACGGAAUUUGCAAUGAAAUACGGCGUUGAAACUCCGCAGACAGCCAUUGCCUUCUCUAUGAACGAGGAGUUCAGUCCUGUAAUCGAGCGAAGAAUGGACUUUUUCAAUUCGGACGCAGCAGACCGUACCAUUGACAACAUCGGGCAUGUCAAGGGUCAAAUAGACGAGGUCAGAGAUGCGAUGGUGCAGAACAUUGAAAGAGUAUUGGAGCGUGGGGAGAAGAUCGAGCUCUUGGUCGAUAAGACUGAUCGACUCAAUCAGCAAGCUUUCCGCUUCGAGGCGUCUAGUCGUUCCCUGCGCCGGACAAUGUAUUGGAGACGAAUCCGAUGCUAUGUAGCAAGCAGUGCUGUCAUCGCUGUUCUAAUCUAUGUGGCUUCUCUUUCAAUUUGUGGGGGGUUUGCUUACAGCAACUGCAAACCAAAGAAAAAUUGA